Molecule: messenger RNA, 5090 nt
Organism: Triplophysa rosa
Lineage: Eukaryota; Metazoa; Chordata; Actinopteri; Cypriniformes; Nemacheilidae
Product: zinc finger MYM-type protein 1-like
Exons: 3
Coding region: 839-4105 (1088 amino acids)
Molecular function (GO): protein dimerization activity
Source: RefSeq, a predicted model, not a curated record
CUUGGAAGAAAAAUGAUACGUGGUAUUUCAACUGCGACUGCAUUAUUCUUCAAGAAGAAAGUAAUAUUCAGUCAGGAUGCCUUGAGGGUGAGUAAAACAUGGGGAAAUUUAAUUUUGCCUAUGAAAUAUCCCUUUAAAGCCGCUGUUGAUGUGAAUGAAGACUCAUCAAACCUUGUGAAGCAGUACAUGGUAUUUUAUAUAUAUGUAUAUCUAUAUACUGUAUAUCUAUAUAUAUUAAAUAUCCUGUCUUUUUUUCUUAAAAACCAACUCUCCCCUUCACCCCUGAUUUGUGGUUCAUUAAUUUUUGUAUUUGACUCAUUAGAAUGUUGAACGUGAUGAUUACCUCAAUUCACAACAACAACCUAGGGAUCUACGUCAUCAUACCCGAAGGUGCAGAUGCUACAGACUCUAACAAAGAUGUUGGCAUCAUUAUUGAGGGCAUCAGAAUACUUAAACAAUGUGAGAGUCAAAAGUGUCACCAGCAGGAGGUCCGGGGCACCAACAUGAACUGGGCAGAGGGGCGGUCAAAAGACUGAGGCAGAGAACAGAGAUAUAAGCAACUAUCAAGAGUAAGAAGCAGCCUUCAAGGCUGAGAAGAUUGAACUAUGACUAUGGAAGUCAGAACAGGCGACACAAGACAAGAGAAUGAAGGGUAUUAAAUAGCAAACCUAAGAUACAGAGCAGUGCCGGCCCCACCUAAUAAGCGAUAUAGGCAGUUGCAUGGGGCCUCCGUGGCCACUAGGGGGCCCCCUGCCGUGCGUAAAAAUUUAAUUUACUUGCUCGUUGUGUCAGUGUCAAUCAUCAUGUGCGUUAGCUUUAAACUGUGUGAAGCUUAAAAAUGAAAAGGCGGCACUAUCAGUCUGCCGCAGAGAAGAGGAAGAAGAGGAAAGAAGAUGAGAAAAGAAAAGAUCAAGAAAACGGGAGACUUUUGAAAUAUUUUCCAAAGAAUGUACUUACAGCUGGUGAAAAUGCAGCAGCUACCUCCUCCUCACAUGACAGUCUUGGCCCUGUCUCAGCCUACAUUGGUCUUUUUUCCAGCUUAUCUGUUGCCUCCACCACAUCCUCCAGUGCAGCUGACAUUACUUCUUCCUCCAGUGCUGUUGCCUCCACCACAUCCUCCAGUGCAGCUGACAUUACCUUAACCUCCAGUGCUGUUGCCUCCACUACAUCUUCCAGUGCAGCUGACAUUACCUUAACCUCCAGUGCUGUUGCCUCCACCUCAUCCUCCAGUGCAGAUGACAUUACCUUAACCUCCAGUGCUGUUGCCUCCACCACAUCCUCCAGUGCAGAUGACAUUACCUUAACCUCCAGUGCUGUUGCCUCCACUACAUCCUCCAGUGCAGAUGACAUUACCUUAACCUCCAGUGCUGUUGCCUCCACUACAUCCUCCAGUGCAGAUGACAUUACCUUAACCUCCAGUGCUGUUGCCUCCACUACAUCCUCCAGUGCAGAUGACAUUACCUUAACCUCCAGUGCUGUUGCCUCCACUACAUCCUCCAGUGCAGAUGACAUUACCUUAACCUCCAGUGCUGUUGCCUCCACUACAUCCUCCAGUGCAGAUGACAUUACCUUAACCUCCAGUGCUGUUGCCUCCACUACAUCCUCCAGUGCAGAUGACAUUACCUUAACCUCCAGUGCUGUUGCCUCCACUACAUCCUCCAGUGCAGAUGACAUUACCUUAACCUACAGUGCUGUUGCCUCCACUACAUCUUCCAGUGCAAUCACAGAAGGAGCUUUCUGCUCUGCAAAUGUCUCAGCUGUUUCAAGAGAUCCAGCUGACUGGCCUGAGGUCUUGUCAGGUAAAGAGAGGGCUGGUUUAGUUAUUAGAGGACCAAGCGAUUUAAAUCCUAACUUUAAAUUUCCAAAAAGACAAGACGGAAGAAGCUUUCAUUUCCAUUACAAGUUUCGGCUCCUCACUAAUGGGGAAAAAAUCCAACGUACAUGGCUUGUUUACUCCAUGAAAAGUGAUGCUGUUUUUUGCUGGUGUUGCAAAUUGUUUUCAAAGGGCUCUUCAAAGCUAAUCACAGAGGGACAGCGUGAUUGGACUAAUAUUGGAGCAAUCCUUAAACAACAUGAAAACAGCCCUGCACACAUAAAAAGUGUGGUGUCAUGGAAAGAGCUUGAACUAGGUUUAAAAAAGGGACAAACAAUUGACCACACACAACUAACCCUCACAGAGGCUGAGAAGAGACGUUGGCGUGAGGUUCUCAUUCGACUGAUUGCAAUCAUUAAGUCUCUUGCAGAGCGAAACCUCGCUUUUCGGGGCUCUGAAGACAAAUUAAUGGUACCCAACAAUGGCAAUUUUUUAAAAGAGGUUGAGCUCAUGGCUAAGUUUGACCCUGUGUUAAGAGAGCAUAUCAGACUAGCUGACAAGCAAGGAAACCACACAACCUAUCUUGGCAAAACAAUACAAAAUGAACUAAUCUCCUGCAUCGGUGAUCAACUGGUCAAAACAAUGGUGGCUGGCAUUCAAGAGUCAAAGUAUUUUUCUAUCAUCUUAGACUGCACACCAGAUGUCAGCCACACAGAGCAAAUGUCUGUGGUGGCCAGAACUGUCAGUCUAGAAAAAGGGCCAGAGAUAAAGGAGUACUUUCUUGGGUUCUUAGAUGCUCCUGACUCCACCGGCGCUGGAUUGUCUUCUCUUAUCUUAAAAAGACUGGAGGAGCUUGGCAUACCAUUUAGUAAUUGCAGAGGCCAGUCUUAUGACAAUGGAGCCAACAUGAGGGGCAAAAAUAAAGGAGUGCAAGCUAGACUCCUUGAGAAAAAUCCACGUGCACUUUAUGUUCCUUGUGGAAGCCACACUCUUAAUUUAGUUGUUGCAGAUGCAGCUAAAGAGUCAAUAGUUGCAAUUAACUUCUUUGGAGUUGUACAGAAGCUGUUCACUCUCUUUGCAGCUGCACCGCAACGAUGGGCCAUUCUCAAAGAUCAUGCUGACAUCACUUUAAAAAGCUGGAGUGACACCAGAUGGGAAAGUCGGGUGAAAAGUAUUGAGCCGUUGCAGCACCAGCCAGAGAAGGUGAGGGAGGCUCUUUUACAGGUCAGGGAGAACACUAAAGAUCCUACAGUUAGGAUUGAAGCCCAGUCACUCGCGGAAGAAAUUGGUUCCUUCAGAUUUCAAAUCUGUCUUGUUGUCUGGUACAAUAUUCUGAGAAAAAUUAAUGUCACAAGCAAACUGCUUCAAUCUGCUACCAUGCAGCUGGAUGUUGCUGUAGAUCUCAUCCAUCAGACAAAAGCUUCUCUCGUGAGCUACAGAGCUACUGGCUUUAAUGAUGCAGUCAAGAAAGCAACUGAAAGGUGUGAGGAAAUGAAUGUUCAAGCAUUGCUUAAGGAGAAGAGGCUAAGAACCAUGAAGAGACACUUUAGUUAUGAAGCAGCUGAUGAGCCAGAGUCCAGUGCCCUAAAAAAAAUGGAAGUUUCAUUCUUCAAUGUUGUGGUGGAUUGUGCUAUCCAAACACUGGAAGACCGUUUCAGCUCCAUGGGUAAGGUGAGGGACAACUUUGGAGUGUUAAAUAACUUUCAAAAUCUUGAUACCCAGACAAUAAGGUAUCAAUGUGAGCAGCUUGGAAGAACACUGAGCACUGGAAAUGAGUCUGAUCUUGAUUGGAAAGACCUUGUCAUGGAAUUAGAAAGCCUCCCAACUCUCCCUAAAGACAAAAUGACAGCACUGGAACUACUUGCAUUCCUGCAUGAUAAAGAUAUAUGUGAGUUGUACCCAAAUCUUUGGGUAGCUCUAAGCAUUUCAUGUACUCUCCCAGUGACAGUGGCAUCAGCGGAGCGAAGUUUCUCAAAACUUAAGCUAAUAAAAACCUACCUAAGAUCCUCAAUGCCACAAGAACGUUUAAAUGCACUUGCCAUUAUUAGCAUCAAUCAUGAGGUUGGCAGCCAGCUAUCCUAUGAUGAUGUAAUAAAUUACUUUGCAAGCAAAAAAACAAGACGGGCAAGGAUUUAUGGCUUGGCAUCAGUAGGAGAUGCCUUGAUGGCAAAAUUCACUUUACUCGUUUACAGGUUAAUUUGCACUAUUGUGAGAUGUUGUUUUGUAAAGGUACUUAAUAUUUUUUUGUUAAUCUGUAAUUGGAAUGCUGGUGUCCUUAGAAUUUUAUUUUAAAGAUUCAUUUAUUAAUUCACAAAUACAGUAAAAACUUACUGUAGUGCAUGUUAUUACUUUUGAUGUUCUGCUUGUAAGCUCUUUCUUUUGAAUAAACUGAUUGCACACUUUAAGCUUUCUAAGUUAUGUUGUAUGUAUUUGCAAAUCAGAAUUUACAUUUAUGCAUUUGGUAGAUGCUUUUAUUUAAAGCUACUUACAUUAAUUGAAUUGUACUAUACAUUCUGUGUAUGUGCAAUCCCUGGGAUCGAACCCAUGAUCUCAGCAUUGCUAGAACCAUGCUCUAACCACUGAGCUACAGGAAAGCUGUAAAGGGAUUAUAUUGUGUUGUUAAUUUGACAUUGUCAGAUUGUCAGUGUGAUAUCUGUAAGGUUAGUAUGUUGUGUACAUUAGAUGAUGGGGGGCUUCAUUUUGAAAUCAGUUUAGGGCCCCCAAAAUGCUAGGGCCAGCCCCGAUACAGAGAACGGCUACAGGUGAAAGAGUGAUGAGGUAAUGAGGGACCUGUCAAGCUGUCAAAACAACGCGCAUGUGCUCAACAGAACAAAACACACACCUACACAAGACAACAAAGCCCCGAAGUGAUCGGGAUAGUGAAAGUUACAGGACAUUUGUUUCAGUACUGACAAUGUUACAUUCAUUCUUGUUUUGAAUAAAUGCAUUGUUAUUUUGUUCCCAAUUUAAAAGGAGGCACAUACUGCAAAAGAAGACUGUUUUUAACACUUGUAUGCAUUUUACCCAUUAAAAGGGCUGGUUCACCCAAAAAUGACAAUUCUGUCAUCAAUUACUCACCUUCUGUUUGUUCCAAACCUGUAUGAAUUUCUUGGUUCGUUUUUGUGGCUGUAAAAAUUACACAUAGCAACAUUUGCAUUUGAUUUGACGGUUUAUUAUAAUAAAUAUCAAAAAUCUAAAAGGUGUGCUUCAUAGCUGAUACACACAUGAACACAGUACAGUCAGUUUUGUGGCUGUACGUCAUUGCCUUUAAAUGCUA